Adineta steineri is the source of this 1719-nucleotide messenger RNA. The record is from the annotation of a GenBank genome assembly. Lineage: Eukaryota; Metazoa; Rotifera; Eurotatoria; Adinetida; Adinetidae.
AUGAGUGCAGAAACGAUACCACAAUCCGAACCAUUAAGAGGAGAUCAAGUACAAAAUAAUGCAGGUGGCUUUGCGUGGGCUGUUGAUGAUAUGCAACGACUUCGCCGUUUUCUAUGUUUGGGUAGUGAAGGUGGUACAUAUUAUCAAGGAGAAAAAGAACUCGGUAUUGAAAAUGCCCAAGCUAUAUUAAAAUUAAUCGAAAAUGGACGCGGAACAGAAGUUGUUGAAACGAUCAAAACCUAUUCUCUUGAAGGACGUACAUCAAAACAAAAUCCGAUCAUGUUUGCCUUAGCUCUAUGUGCAAAAUCGACAGAUUUAAAAACAAAACAAGCUGCUUAUACGUCAUUAUCAGAAAUUUGUCGUAUUCCAACUCAUCUAUUUAUGUUUAUUAAAUAUGCUCAUGCUCUUGGUCAAAAUUGGGGACGAGCACAACGUCGAGCUGUAUCAAAAUGGUAUACGGAACAAAAUGCUAGUAAAUUAGCUAUGGCUAUAACAAAAUAUCAAAGUCGUGAAGGUUAUUCCCAUCGAGAUGUACUUCGUUUAGCACAUCCAAGUACAAAAGAUCCAUUACUUUGCUUUUUAUUUGAUUAUAUUACUCAUGGAUUAGCAAAAGCAAUUGAAAAUUUAAAUAAACCAAAAGAAACAACCAAUGAUAGUACUAAAACUGAAACUACUGUUACAGAUGGUAAACAACAAGCACAUAUAAAUAAUGAGAAUGAUGAAGAUGCUGAAGAAUUUAAUAAAAAAUUAGUGACUGUAGAACAAUUAAAAGAAUUUUUAGAAACAGUUGAAAAAAUGAAAACAUCAACUGAUGACAAUGAACUUGUUACGGCUAUUCGACAACAUAAUCUUGUUCGAGAACAUAUGCCAACUGGUAUGUUAAAUUCAACAGCUAUUUGGUCAGUAUUAUUAGAAAAAAUGCCAUUAACAGCGAUGAUUCGUAAUCUUGGUAAAAUGUCGGAAAUUAAUUUAUUAACUGAAAAUAGUGAUGCAGAAAAACUUAUUAUUCAACGAUUAAAAAACCGUGAACAAUUACAACGUGCACGUAUUCAUCCAUUUAAUGUUCUUGUUGCAUUAGAAACAUAUAAACAAGGUCAUGGUUUCAAAGGCAAACUAAAAUGGACUGUUAGUGAUAAUAUUAAAAAUGCAUUAGAAGAAGCUUUUUAUCUUUCAUUUAAAUUUGUUAAACCUACAAAUCAACGUUAUUUACUUGCACUUGAUGUUAGUGGUAGUAUGUCAUGUGGUACAAUUAAUGGUUCACCAUCAAUAACACCAGCUGUUGGCUCAUGUGCUAUGUGUAUGGUAACACUUCGAACAGAACCAUACGCAAAAGUUGUUGCCUUUUCUCAUGAACUUAUUCCAGUUAAUAUUACAAAAGAUGCAAACCUUGAAAGUGUCAUGACAACUACACGUGCAAUUUCAAUGGGUGGAACUGAUUGUGCAUUACCCAUGCUUUGGGCUAUUGAUCAUAAGGAAAAUAUCGAUGUAUUCAUUGUUUAUACGGAUAGUGAAACAUGGUUUGGUAAAAUUCAUCCAACAGAAGCAUUAAAACAAUAUCGACAAAAAAUGAAUUGUCCGAAUGCUAAAUUAAUUGUUGUUGGAAUGCAAUCAAAUGGUUUUACUAUUGCUGAUCCAAAUGAUAAAGGCAUGCUUGAUGUUGUUGGUUUUGAUUCAGCUGCACCACAAGUUAUGUCCUUAUUUGCUGAAGGCCAAAUUUAA